Lichtheimia ornata is the source of this 1122-nucleotide messenger RNA. RefSeq lists its product as uncharacterized. The transcript is spliced from 2 exons. Bases 1 to 1122 code for a protein of 373 amino acids. Gene Ontology annotation, cellular component: nucleus. Lineage: Eukaryota; Fungi; Mucoromycota; Mucoromycetes; Mucorales; Lichtheimiaceae. The record is from RefSeq and is a predicted model, not a curated record.
AUGUAUCACAAUCACCAAGCCAUAGUUAAUCUCUUUGGAGGAAACGGUCCUCUUUGUCUCUCAUUCGAACCACACGAUGAUCACACUGUUUCCGAUUUGAAGCGUCGACUUGCUUCCAUGACCCAUAUUGAUACGACCGAUCAACGCAUAAGCACUCUUGGUGGUCGACCUCUCUCAGAUGACGAUUUGCUAUUCAAUGAUCCUCAAGGCCCUGUUACGUUCAACCUUUCCUUGCGUCUCUUGGGUGGAAAGGGUGGUUUUGGAUCUAUGCUUCGUGCUCAAGGUGGCCGCAUGAACGCUCAAAAGACAACCAACUUUGAAGCAUGCCGUGAUCUUCAAGGAAGACGUAUUCGUACCGUUAAUGAAGAGCGCAGACUUCAAGAUGCAUUGGCAGCUCAACCAGAGAUUGAACGUGCGAGACAAGAAGCAAUCAAAAAGAAGAUUGAAGAUGGCCUCAAGGAACGUGAACCAAAGAAGUUUCGAUUCGAUGAUACGCAGUUUUUGGAGGAUCGUGAACAAGCAAUGGAAGGUGUUAAGAGUGCAGUCAGCAGCAUCUUGAAGAAGCAAACCAAGAAACCUAAACAACAGGUCGUUGCUAUGUCACUUCUCUUUGACGAUGAAAUGGAUGACGAUGAUGACGAAGACGACGAAGAAGAUGAUGACGAACAACCCAAUGACGCUGAAGGUGACUCUGAAUCGCAGCAACAACAAGACACCCAAAAGUCAUCCUCAGAGAAGGAGUCAACAAAAGAUAAAGGAAAAGGCAAAAUGUCCACGACCUCAUCCAAAGGAAAGCAAUCAGCAUCAUCUUCCGGCAACGAUGACAAUGAAGAGGAUGACAAUGAAAACAACAACAACAACAAAAACCUUCUUUCUGAUUUCAUGGAAGCCAACUAUGACGAAGAAUACGACAGCGAAGAAGAUGAGGAUUUUGAAGAGAACGAUGAAGAUGAGGGAUCAAGCUCGGAUGAAGACUUGGAAGAGGAGGAUUUUGAAGCCGAAGAGGAGGAGGAUGAACCAACCGACACAGCAGCAGCAACCAAGGCCUCAUCAUCAGGAUCAUCCAAGGAGGACAAAGGAAAAGGAAAGGUGACUCGAAAGCGCAAAGAAAGAGACGAGUAG